AUGAACGUGAACGACCUGGAGGUGGUGCUGGGGAUCCUCCGAUCCGCAGGGUUCAACGUGGCGCGCGCUGAUAGGCCGGAGGAGGCGCGGGUGAUUCUGGUGAACACGUGUGCGAUCAGGGAGAAUGCAGAGGCGAAGCGGCUGAAGGAGCAGCUAGUGGCGGCGGAUAAGAUGGUGGACGUGGUGUGUGGGCCCGAUGCUUACAGGGAUCUACCGCGGCUCCUAGAUGAGGUGGAAGCGGGUCAGACAGGAGUCAACACACUUCUCUCGCUCGACGAAACCUACGCUGACGUGUCACCUGUACGCCUCGCCUCUAAUUCUGUCAGCGCGUUUGUGACUAUAAUGAGGGGGUGCGACAACAUGUGCUCUUACUGCAUCGUGCCUUUCACGAGGGGCCGGGAGCGGUCCCGGCCAAUCAGGAGCAUCCUUGGGGAGAUUGAGGAGCUUGCCGGGCAGGGCGUGAAGGAAAUUUUUCUUCUCGGGCAGAAUGUUAAUAGCUACCGGGACACGUCAGAGAGCGAUACGGUUGAUUCAGUCACUGCCACUGUUUCUUCUUCUUCCCCCUCCUCCUCCUCCUCCUCCUCCUCCUCCUCCUCCUCCUCCUCCUCCUCCUCCUCCUCCUCCUCCUCCUCCUCCUCCUCCUCCUCCUCCCCCCCCCCCUCCCAACCGCACUUAACCCCUGGCUUUUCCACAAUCUACAAACCCAAGCUGGGAGGGAUCCGAUUUGCCUCCCUCCUAGACGAAGCUUCCCGGAGCUUUCCCGACAUCCGCUUCCGCUUCACCUCCCCUCACCCCAAGGACUUUCCAGAGGAGCUUCUUUCGCUCAUGGCUGCCCGGGGCAACGUGUGCAAAAGUUUGCAUCUGCCCGCGCAGAGCGGCAGCAGCAGUGUGCUGGGGAGGAUGCGCAGGGGGUAUUCAAGGGAGGCGUAUCUGCAGCUGGUGGAUCGAGUGAGGAGCAUUGUACCUGGCGCUGCCAUUAGCAGUGACUUUAUCACUGGAUUCUGCAGCGAGACAGAGGAGGAGCACCAGGAGACGCUCUCUCUCAUGCGAGCAGUGGGAUACGACAUGGCCUACAUGUUUGCCUACUCGCUGCGCCCGCGCACGCAUGCCCACCGGCGGCUGGAGGACGAUGUACCGGAGGAGGUGAAGCAGCGACGGCUGAGUGAACUCGUCUCUACCUUUCGGGAGACCACAGCUGCCAGAUACGCGGCUCAGGUGGGAAUCAAGCAGGUGGUGCUUGUGGAGGGUCCCAACAAGCGCUCUCCACUCACAGAGCUGAUUGGGAAGACUGACCUGGGCCACCGAGUGACCUUCCACAACUCCCUCCACCAGCAUUUGACAGCAGCGGACAGGAAACACAAGGGUUCUUCGCUGGACUUGGAAAAUGGGGGGGAUGGGGGUGGGGCUGCAUGUGCAUUUCUCACGCUCAGAUGUUCCGUUUCUCACGUGCAUUUUUUCGUCGUUGGAGGUGAUUCGUCUUUUGAGUCGACUCAACAUUCAGCAUGUGCAAUUCUCACGUUCGUCACGUGCAUUUUUCCUCCUUCGAUGCGAUUCGAUCCGACCUCCUCCAGCCACAUCAUCAUGCGGACCCACGAGACCCGCACGGAGGGCGUGCUCGACUGCACAGGCGCGCUCACCGUCCUCGCUACAAAGCUCACCGCUGUCGCGUAUAACUACCAGGACGGGCUCACGCUGCUCAAGGAGAAGGACCAAGGCGCGAAAGCCAAGGACGAGAAGGAGAAGAAGGAACUAACCGAGGAGCAGAGGCGGCGCGAGGAGCGGAUGGAGCGCUCGCGACUGGAGCGGCGAAAGGCGGCGCUGGUUAUCAUGCCGUCGCCGUUGGAGCUGUUGGGAUACCUGUUCUGCUUCGGGCUGCACAUGACGGGCCCGUUCUUCGAGUUCAAGGCAUACGACGACUGGACCCGCCGACAAGGGAUCUGGUCCCCAAGUCUCAAGCAGCCGCCCACCAUCCCGCCGUUCUUCCGCGCGUUCGUACAGGGCAUCCUCGCGGCGCUCGUCUUCCUGCUCGUGUCCCCCUCGCUCGACCUCACGCGCAUCAGCGACCUGCGCAAGAACCGCGCGUACCCCUUCCACCUGCGCUGGCUGUUCGCGCACCAGGCCAGCAUCGUGUGGCGCUUCCGCGCCUACAUCCUCUGGAGCAUCACUGAAGCUGCUAUGGUCGUCGGCGGGCUCGGCUUCAGCGGGUGGGAGGGUCACAAAGGGAAGGGGGAGGCUGGGAAGGGCGGGGGAGUGACGGGGGGAGUGGAGGGGGUGAACGGGGGUGGGAAGGGCGGGGAUGGGGGGAAGCGGGAGGGUGAUGAGACGUGCGCGGCGCCUGGAGGGGAGGGGGAGGGGAAGGCGCUGUGGAAUAGGGCGCGGAACGCGGAUAUCCUGGGGUUCGAGUUCCCCAAGAGCUGCCUCGAUUUCGCCACCACGUGGAACAUCUCCUACGGCCUCUGGCUCCGACUCUAUGUGUACGAGCGCAUGGUGCCGCCCGGCAGGAAGGCAACGUUCUUUCACAUGCUCGCCACCAUGUUCGUCAGUGCCGUCUCCCAUGGAUUGAAUUGGGGCGACUUCAUCUUCUUUGCCAACUGGGCACUUGUUGUUGCCAGCUCUAAAG
This is a messenger RNA of Closterium sp. Naga37s-1, 2620 nucleotides long. NCBI's taxonomy places the organism in Eukaryota, Viridiplantae, Streptophyta, Zygnematophyceae, Desmidiales, Closteriaceae. The record is from the annotation of a GenBank genome assembly.